Molecule: messenger RNA, 466 nt
Organism: Actinia tenebrosa (Australian red waratah sea anemone)
Lineage: Eukaryota; Metazoa; Cnidaria; Anthozoa; Actiniaria; Actiniidae
Source: RefSeq, a predicted model, not a curated record
UCUUUGCAAGUUAUCAUCAGAUUUUCCAAGAUGGCGGCCCGUCGCUUGGUUUCUCGUUGUGCAAGUCUUUGGAGAAUAAAUACCAUUACUAGACCAUCUUUAGCGAGAGCACAAAGCAUAUUUACCAAGGAAAGGGAACCACCGAACGGUUUUCUCUUUAAUGAAAAGCCACGUAAACCUGGAGAGAAGAGAGAGUGGGAAUCUUGGGAAGAUAUAUGGUACAGAUGGUGGGUGAUCAUGUUUGUUGUUGGUGGAGUUCUUUUCUAUUACAAGCCAGACACCAGUCCUCAGACCUGGGCCAGACAAGAAGCUGUACAGAGAAUUGCAGAACAAGAAGCCAAUGGGAAUGAGGCUGUAGAAGGAGAUAAUGAGGAGUGAUUUUUAGGCUAAUAUUUCUUUAUUUGAGAAUGUAAUCUUGUUUGUUCUUUACCUUGUAAAUAAAGCUGAACUUAAUUGCUUCACAUCA